Salarias fasciatus (jewelled blenny) is the source of this 1874-nucleotide messenger RNA. RefSeq names its product UAP56-interacting factor. Gene Ontology annotation, biological process: mRNA export from nucleus. Gene Ontology annotation, cellular component: nuclear speck. Bases 152 to 1096 code for a protein of 314 amino acids. NCBI's taxonomy places the organism in Eukaryota, Metazoa, Chordata, Actinopteri, Blenniiformes, Blenniidae. Gene Ontology annotation, molecular function: mRNA binding. The record is from RefSeq and is a predicted model, not a curated record. The transcript has 9 exons.
CCCCCGAACGUAACUACGUCACAGUUUACGUUCGAGGCAGAUUGACGUCAUGUUGUAACGUAACCGAAACACUCCAAACAGCUAGCAGGGCUGCUAGCUACUUCUGCGUUUCUUCCUGCUCUCCGGACUAUUAAUUUGUUUUUUUUACAGCAUGAACGGAGCCGAGGUGACAGAAGGCCGCGGGACGAGACCAGCCGCGCCGGACAAAGUGGACAUGUCGCUGGAUGAUAUCAUUCGCCUGAACAAAAAAGAGCAACAGCUGAAACGGAAACAGGCCAACGUGAACCGCAGACCGGUGAAGAAGAAAGGGAAGGUGUUCUCACAGAGGACUGCAGGAGCUGCUCAGAGAGGAGUCAGCGUCCCUCGAGGAGGAGCACCUAAAUUAAGAAACAGAAGAGUCCCUCCGCUGCCGGGUCGACGGAGGGGCCAGGGGGUCAUCACCGGCCUGGCAGCCCGACGGCCAGCUGCCCUGCUGAAACGAGCCGGAUCCCUCAACAGAGCAGCACUUAACCAGAAAGCACGACAGAGAGCCAGGCCGUUCGUUCAGCGUCCCGACGUCCCGUACAGGAAGCCGGAGGUGCAGCGGCGGCUGUUCAGGCAGCCCGAACCUCAGAGAGCCCCGAAUGCAGCGGCGGUCCGGAGACCCUUCCAGCUGCGCCGGCGGCCGCUCCCGCCCGUCCAGCAGACUCAGAGGGAAGCCCGGCAAGCCACGUUCCUGUUCCGCAGAGGACUCAAGGUACAAGCCCAGGUGCAGAGGCCGACUCCCCGAACGCCUCCGGUGAAAACCCGGCAGUGGCGCUCACCGACAGCGAGCAGCGGGAUCCUCACGGUUUCCAUCGACAACCCCACAGCCAGGACUCAGCCAGAACCCCCCUCCGCCUGGACCCUGCACCCCCCCGCCGCCAGCGCCGCGCCCGUCAAGGUGGAGACGGCGGAGAAGAAGAUACCGAAAGGCGUUCCUCUGCAGUUUGACAUCAACAGUGUUGGGAAACCGCAAACGUCGAUCACCCUGAACGAGCGGUUCCGCAUCCUGAAGGACCGCCGCGCCGCCACGGCGCAGAGCACCAAGGGCAGCAGGUUCGUCACCGUGGGCUAGAGAGAGAGAGAGAGACCAGCGGGUGGGGCUCGCCCUCUGUCCUGCUGCCACCUGGACGGUGCCCCCCCUACCCCCUACCCUACCCCCCACACUGACUUUAGCAGCACAGGACUCAACCGUGAGAGGCCCAAGUGUUGAAGACAAACAUUAAAAGAGUUUCUAUCAUUGGUAUCAUGGGACUGGGUGGUUUGUCUCGUGGACGUCCUGCUCGGGGAAACGGAGCGUCCAGAGGAAUCAGUGUUAAAUUAAGUUUGUUUUUCAUCAGCUGGGAAGACAGCCGUGAUUUUUUUGUAAAAAUUUUCUGAAAUAAAGAGGUUGUGACGACAUUUGUGUUGCGAGCUGAAAUCAUCCGGUGCCUGUUUGACUUUUGAUUUGACACAGGAACAAAUAAAUGUCUUCAAACGUGUUUCCGAUACGUUUUAAACAAAAGAAACUACUGCGUCUCGUGGAAUCUGAAUAUUGCUUUUAUUUAAAUACAUUAAAAUUUGCAAUGUAACAAAACUAUUGGCAUAUGAAAUUCAAACACCAUUUAAAUGAACAAAACAUGGCUCACUUCAUUUUUCUGUGGCUAGCGUCGGUAACACUAGGCUGUUUCUCUUGACUUGCCGCUCUGCGUCGUUUCCCCGGCCCCCAUUUACACUGUUCACAGACUAUCUUACAAUAAGAGUGCUGAAUAAAAAUGAGGUAAGAAAGUGGUUUGAAGAUUACAGAUCAUGCAGAACAUGCCGAACAGCAAAAAAAAAAAAAAAAAAAAAGUGAAGGAGGAAGUAACAAAAAA